Messenger RNA from Populus nigra (black poplar), 2778 nucleotides. Its product is annotated as PI-PLC X domain-containing protein At5g67130-like. NCBI's taxonomy places the organism in Eukaryota, Viridiplantae, Streptophyta, Magnoliopsida, Malpighiales, Salicaceae. Gene Ontology annotation, molecular function: phosphoric diester hydrolase activity. The coding region runs from base 43 to 1257 and encodes 404 amino acids. The record is from RefSeq and is a predicted model, not a curated record. The transcript has 9 exons. Gene Ontology annotation, biological process: lipid metabolic process.
AUAUAUAUAUAUCUUGCCUCUUUACGUUCCUUUAUUCUCCCAAUGAUUAUCAUUUCGUUUCCCAACAUGGUUUUUUCUCAAAACUUGCUUUUGAUCAUCACAGCUUCCAUGGCGGCGCUUGUUGGUGUUGCUGCAGCUUGCUCAAAUGGAGAAUGCAGGCUACAUGAUGAAUGUUCAUCGAAUCAAGAUUGUGAAGCUGGACUCUAUUGCCUUGCUUGCCCGCUAGGGUUUCCAGGCACAAGAUGUGUUAGAUCAACCAUCACAGACCAAUUCAAGCUUCUGAACAAUUCUUUGCCUUUCAACAAAUAUGCAUUUUUGGCGACUCACAAUGCCUAUGCUAUUGAUGGAUACCCAUCUCACACUAAAGUUCCUCGAAUCACAUUUACCAAUCAAGAAGACAGCGUCAUGGAUCAGCUAAAUAAUGGAGCUCGAGCCUUGAUGCUUGAUACCUAUGAUUUUCGUGGAGAUGUAUGGUUAUGCCAUUCAUUUAAAGGAAAAUGUCAUGACUAUACUGCAUUUGGUCCAGCUAUUGACACUCUAAGGGAAAUUGAAGCUUUCUUAUCUACAUAUCCAGCAGAAAUUGUUACAAUAAUCUUAGAAGAUUAUGUUCGAGCCCCAAAUGGAUUGACCAAGGUCUUCACUGAUGCUGGCUUGAUGAAAUAUUGGUUUCCUGUGACAAACAUGCCCAAAAAUGGUCAAGAUUGGCCAUUAGUUAAUGACAUGGUCCAGAACAACCAAAGGCUACUUGUUUUCACUUCAAUUCAAUCCAAGGAAGCAAGUGAAGGCAUUGCUUACCAAUGGAAUUACAUGGUUGAAAAUCAAUAUGGGAAUAUUGGCAUGAAAGCAGGAAGUUGCACUAAUAGAAAGGAGUCACCUCCUCUUAAUGACACGAGUAGAUCAUUGGUGUUGGUAAAUUACUUUAGAUGUAUUCCUAUGAAGAAACUCUCUUGUGAAGAUAACUCAAGGAAUCUCAUAAAUAUGCUUCAUACUUGUAAUGGUGCUGCUACCAACAGAUGGGCAAAUUUUGUUGCUGUAGAUUAUUACAAGAGAAGUGAAGGAGGAGGAUCAUUUCAAGCCGUGGACCUGCUAAAUGGGAAGCUAUUAUGUGGAUGUGAUGAUAUCCAUGCAUGUGUGGAGGAAUCGCAGGAGGAGUACAACAACAAUAAGGGAGCGCAAGUCGAGCUUCUGCAGCAGGAUGGUUUGUAUAUAACAAGGAGCAGUGAUGGACUCAUCUCCCGUAAGGAGGAGAUAGUAUGAGUCAUUGGACGGUAACAAAGCUAAAGGGGAAACACUAAUGGGCACUACCUCUCAUCUACCUGCAACAUCAGCCCAUUCUGAGAAGGGAGAAUCACGGGGGCAUUAGGAUGACCCUGUACCCUGUUAGGUAGAAGCGUUGCUACCUAGAGGAACGGGUGGUCAGGGACCAGAAGAUAGGUCUCCACCAAUUGUACCGACGACCACACCAAAUCCAUAUUCAGACCCUGUAUUUUUUGUGCAAUUGGUCAAAGGCAGUAGCAACAAGGAUGGCUACAAGCACAUCCAAUCCCGCCCCUCGAGUAGAGAGAGUGGUUACCCUAGUUCAAUAGGUGAAGGGUAUACGAGAAAUGGGUUGUACAACCUAUUCGGGGGAAGAAGACACUAAAGUAGCAGGACAUUGGUUGAGAAAGGUAGAAAGGGUUACAGAUCAGAUGCAAGUGCCAGAGGAAACCUGGGUGGAUUGUGUGACCUAGUUGUUGAUAGAGAAAGCCCACUUUUGGUAGGAAACUAUCAGAGAAAGGAGAGCAAAAAAAGGGUUGAGCUAGAGAGAUUUUCAAGAGGAAUUUAAAGAGGGUUAUUACUCUUAGCAGCACAGAAAGGAAAAAGAGUAGGAGUUCCUCGACUUGAAGUAGGGGAAGAUGAAAGUUCUGGAAUAUGAGAGGAGGUUCCAAGACUUAUCUAUCUUUGCCACUACCUACCUCCCUACCUUUCUAUCGAGCAUUAUCGAGUAGAAUGGUUCCGGAAUUGGCUUAGGCAAGAGCUAAAGAUAAUAUUAGUAGCUACGCAGUUCAGUCUGUUUGGGAUCUAGUACGGGCUGCGCAGGGUAUGGAGAGGGUGAUGAAUGAUACUCUGAGGCUGGUUAGUGAAUAGAGUUAAAUGACAUGGUUUAAGAGCAAGGACUUUAUGCUUCCAGCAGGGAGAGCUUCAUAUUCGAAGAAGGGUAAAAGUAGUCAGUCUUUCAGGCAACUUCAGAAGGGAGGGGGAAGUUUUGUUUAUAGAGGGAGUUUAGGGGGAGCGAGAAGGGCCGAUACUGGGGGAUAUAUCGGGGGUCAGAAUCAGCAAGGAGCCAAUACUACGGGAGGACCCGUGAAACAAAGGGAACCCACCAACUCAUUGUGUACGAGGUAUAAUCAGAAACAUCUUGGGGAUUGUUCUGCAACACUGAGAAGAUGUUAUAUUUGUAGAGGUGAGGGCACCGAUGGAGGGAUUGCUAAUACUUAGGGAGAGGUUGCUUCCACUACGGGGACACAAGUUAUAGAAAGAGAGAAUGUCCAAGCAGGGCCACUAAAGUGGUACAAAGACAGGGGGAUACCACACAAAGCCAACAACAAUCAGUGACAUUGAAUCGACCUGUACAACCAACUCAGUCGAGCAAGUGCUAAUAGAGGUCGACCCUGGUUCUAAGAAGAGAGGACUCCAAGGCAGCAUAUUUCACAUGACUCAGAAAGAUAUAGGGGUGAUGCCAAAUGUUGUAGCAGGUACAUUGCAACUAGGCUCAAUACAAGUUGAUACUUUAAUUGA